AUGGUAUUGGCCUUGAUUGAUCGAGAUACUAGAAGAUGGAGAAAAGACAUUCUUGAUAGAGUCUUUCUUGGUUUUGAAGUGGAGAAAAUCCUAAGCAUCCCAAUCCCUCACUGCCCACAGGAGGAUCAACUAAUAUGGGUGGGAAAUAAAAAAGGAAUUUUCACGGUGAAAAGUGCUUAUUUUUUGGCUAAGGAAGUUGUAGAAAAGUAUGAAAGAGGUGAAUCCUCAGUGGGAGAUGUAUGUGGCCCACUUUGGAAAAAGAUGUGGCACUUAAACAUUCCGGCCAAAGUGAGAGUUUUUGCUUGGAGACUUUGCAUGAAGGCCAUCCCAUCUAUGUUAAAUAUGAGUAAUAGAGGAAUUCAAGUGGAUCCUACCUACCCUGUUUGUUGUGGGGAACCUGAGUCAACUGAGCAUGCAAUCAUCUACUGUGGAGCUGCUAAAAGAGUGUGGAGCAAAUGGGAAGAAUGCCCAAUCUGUUUGAAUGAUGCCAACAUGGAGAUUAUGGACUUGGCCUUAUGUUUGCUAGAAAAGGGAACACAGAGGGAUUUGGAGAUCUUUUUUGGUGUUGCUUGGAUGAUUUGGUAUAAUAGAAACCAAAUUGUUCAUGAAGGAAAUGGUGUGUCUGAGGAUCACAUUUGGGAGACAGCAAUCCAAAUGAUAAUGGAGUUCAAAGGAAUAAAGGGCUUGGAGUUAAAUAGUCCUCAGAGAAGUGAGAAAGAAUGGACUCCUCCUCCUGUGGGUUUCUUCAAAAUAAAUGUAGAUGGGGUUGUUCCCUCUGUUGAUGGCCAUUCUGGAGUGGGUGUUGUAAUUAGAGAUUGGGAAAGAAAGGUGGUAGCAGCAAAAAGCCUUCCUCUAUCGGGUCGAACAGCUGUGGAGGAAACAGAAGCAAUAGCUAUGGAACAAGGAAUGAUCUUAGCAAAAAACAUGGGUUUGGAAAGAACCAUUUUUGAAGGGGACUCAUUGCAAAAAAUUCAAGCUAUUGAGGGUAAGGAAGUAAGAAUUGUGAUUGGCCACAUUGUGAAAAGCUGUCUGCAAAUUUUUCCAAGCUUCCAGGAGGCAAGAAUCAGACAUAUUAGUAGGGAGGGCAACAAAAUAGCCCACGAGCUUGCACAGCUUGCAAAACUUUCUGCUGAGGAACAGGUCUGGAUUUCAAAUUUACCGGUCUGGAUUGAAGAUAUGGCAAGAGCUGAAGGAAUGGUGUAA
Molecule: messenger RNA, 1203 nt
Organism: Quercus lobata
Lineage: Eukaryota; Viridiplantae; Streptophyta; Magnoliopsida; Fagales; Fagaceae
Exons: 1
Coding region: 1-1203 (400 amino acids)
Molecular function (GO): nucleic acid binding; RNA-DNA hybrid ribonuclease activity
Source: RefSeq, a predicted model, not a curated record